Messenger RNA from Pomacea canaliculata, 1697 nucleotides. RefSeq lists its product as uncharacterized. The coding region runs from base 354 to 1697 and encodes 447 amino acids. The record is from RefSeq and is a predicted model, not a curated record. NCBI's taxonomy places the organism in Eukaryota, Metazoa, Mollusca, Gastropoda, Architaenioglossa, Ampullariidae. The transcript has 8 exons.
UAUUUUCGCUAAUGUUUCUAUUUCUAGCUCAACAUUUCAGCAGAUUUGCCUAUUUACCCAACCACCACAUAUAUUUAUAGUUUUGUUGUAUGAUGUGGGAAAACCCGAUACGGUAGACUUCGUUGACACCCGGAAGAAACAUCGAGUAGAAAUGACUUGAUCCGCCAUCUUUCCAUUUUAUUUUAUGACCAGAGCAACAGAGAAUCUGCUUCAUUCAGCGAACAGCUUACAUUGAGUUUCCUGCAGACGACAGACGAUGCUCCCCACAGACUGGGUCCUGUUGAGGGCAGACGACUGUUACCUGUCUGGUUACCUGUUGUGAGAGAGGACAGUCGCUGUAGCUGCUGAAGAGAAUGGACAAACAUAAAAAGAAGGCGGCUGUUGGUACAGGAGCUUUAGGGAAAGUCGAAGUUUACCUGCACCACGUGACUAAUGCUGAGGCUGCUUGUCUUGCAGACCCAGUUUACAUUAUUGAAGGUAACGCGCGCCGACUCCAGGAGGUCAGGACUCUGUCAGGUGCUGAUGUACAGGUUGACCCCAACCCAUCAUCCGUACCUGACAGGAAGACUGUCAUCAUCAAGGGUGACCAUAGACAAUUCAACAAUGCUGUCAUGCUCCUCAAUCAGAUGACUGGAUCGCAGGAAGAUGUUUUACAGCGAGCACAGGAGUUUUGGCUAAAAUGGGUUGAGGCCGCCUUCCCUGACUUUGACUCACAGGCCUACUUCCUGCCUCCUGUUUACAUCAACCGCGUGCCCAUGACUACACAGACCAUUGCUGGUCAGGAUAUUCUUGUCCUUCAGAAACCAUCUGGAGAGUCCGGUCAGUCCUGCAAAGUAGCGGUGAAUCCAUCUCCCGCUGCUCAAAGUUCCAUUCCUCAACCUACUUCAGUUCAGGACAGUGAUGUUAGAGAUGAUGCAGCCAUGCAGCGCAUUCUCCUUUGUCUGCAGAAAAUGUCUCAACAGAACAGUGAAGUGUUUGUUGCAAUGAGUCAACUUCAGUUCGGGGAGUACCUGGGAGAACCUUGUUAUGCUGCUGCAGCAGCCCAGGUGCCCUUAGCUAGAAGUCUUCCCCCUCCUCGGCCGAAAAACUGGGACAAGGGCGACUUUGAUGUGCUACUUAUUCACAGGAAGUACGGUUUUGUGGUCUGUGAGGUGAAGGCUGUUGGUGACAACGUAAGAGAGCUUGGUCUGUCACAGCAGGAUAUGGACAACAACAUCCGAAAGAAACUAAAACAGGCCAUCGUUCAACUGGACAAGGCGGAGGCCAUGUUGUCUCACCUGGUGUCCGACAUCGCUUCCGGUCUGCGCAUCACCAAGACCAUCGCUGUCCCAAACCUCACGGCUCAUCAGGUAGAGCAGGCAAUCGCUGGUGACAAACAACUCACUCAGGACCUGUGUCGCUGCCUUGGAAAACCACAGACAACAGAUGCUGCCGGCGCGGCUGGUCUUUGUUUGACCUCUGAUCAGUUGUCUGACCCCAAGACACCUUGGGACGUCAGUAGUCACGUGCUGAGGGAACUCGGACACUGGUGGCAGCGACGUGUGGCUGAUGCUGGACCUGACAGUCACAUGACACUUGAUGUUUACCGGACAUUAAUAGCAAGGUUCUGUGGUCCGGCGACAACAGUGACUGUGCCAUGCACAUGUCCUCCACGUGUGACUGUACUGUGUCUUGGGGUCACUUUGCUAGAGCGGUGA